This is a messenger RNA of Coprinopsis cinerea okayama7#130, 2208 nucleotides long. RefSeq names its product Ras opposite. Lineage: Eukaryota; Fungi; Basidiomycota; Agaricomycetes; Agaricales; Psathyrellaceae. Gene Ontology annotation, molecular function: syntaxin binding. Gene Ontology annotation, biological process: intracellular protein transport; vesicle-mediated transport. Bases 1 to 2208 code for a protein of 735 amino acids. Gene Ontology annotation, cellular component: plasma membrane; secretory granule. The transcript has 14 exons. The record is from RefSeq and is a predicted model, not a curated record.
AUGGUUUCCCUCAUCAACAUCGUCCGCGACAAGUUCCUCGAGGCCAUCCGCUCUGUGAACCCACCCUCGAGAUGGAAGAUUCUGGUCGUGGACGACCAUUCGCAGAAGCUAAUUGGCGCCGUCUUGAAGCAUUUCGAUAUUCUGCAGGAAAAUGUAACCUUGAUCGAGUCCAUCUCCAACCAUCGAGAGCCUCAGCCUGAAUUCGAGGCCAUGUACCUCCUCAUGCCGACACGACAGAACGUGGAACGAAUCAUCAGGGACUAUAGCGGAAGGCUACAGUACGGCGGCGCACAUCUGUUCUUCAUCGAAGGGUUGUCCGAAGAGCUGUUCCAGCGAUUGACGUCCUCACCUGCUGAACCCUAUCUCCGGGCUUUGAAGGAACUGUUCCUUAAUUUCUGGGCUACGGAAGCUCAAGCAUUCUCGCUACAAGAACCCGGUCUCUUCUUCAGUAUCUACAGCCCGCCGAGGACUGAAGCUGCAUUCAAACCCGCUCGGGAUCGCCUCGAAGAAGACCUCCAGUUCACAAGUAAAGUGAUCGCCAACUGCUGCAUCACGCUGAAUGAGUACCCAUACAUCCGAUACUAUAUGCCCUCGAACCAUCCGCCACUUGGGCCUUUGAAGCCUAAUGCCCAGACUCGAGCGCCCCCGCCUUCGGAAGGGUCAUCGAGAUGGCGUACCAGCCUUGCACGGGGAUCGGAUGCCAGGGCUCAUGAGGCUGCGGAUACCGAAUACGUUACGAGGCUAUUGGCUUUCAUGGUGGAGCAGAAUCUGGAAGAGCAUAAAAAGCUGAAUCCGGAUUUCGGGAAAUCAGAGCAAGGAAGGCCUAGAGGUGUCCUCAUCAUUACGGACAGGUCUAUGGAUAUGAUUGCGCCCUUUGUCCACGAAUUCACAUAUCAAGCUAUGGCACACGACUUGUUGCCCAUCCAUGAUAACAAAUACACGUAUAAAUUCCAGUCCGCUAUUGGCGCCUAUGAAGACAAAACAGCAACUCUAUCCGACGCCGAUAAUGUCUGGACUGAGGUCCGACAUAUGCACAUGAGAGAGGCUAUUGAUAAACUCAUGGCCGACUUCAACAAGUUCUUGACGGACAAUGCGGUCUUCAAAGGAGAAGGCGCUGCCAAUCUUAACGACAUGAAGGAGAUGCUUGCCAAUCUUCCUCAGUAUCAAGAACAGCGAGAGAAGUUCUCUCUGCACUUGAAUAUGGCGCAGGAGUGUAUGGCGAAAUUUGAGAAUGACAAGCUGCCGCCGAUCGCCAACGUCGAACAGUGCUGCUCGACCGGGCUCAACGCUCAGGGCAAGUCACCGAAAGGCUUGGUUGAAGAGAUGGUUCCUUUGCUAGAUAGCAGAGACGUCAGCAACAUCAACAAAGUUCGAAUCAUUUCCCUUUACAUUCAAUACAGAGAUGGUGUUCCAGACGAGGAUCGUCGACGUCUGUACCAACACGCCCGUCUGAGUUUGGCAGAACAAGAUGCUGUCAACGCGCUUGCUCACCUUGGCGUCCGAUUGAGCAGGGGCCCUAACGAUAAAGACCGCAAGAAGAUCAAGCAGAAGCCGACUAGAGAUGACGAAUAUGAACUUUCUCGAUUCAAGCCCGCUAUUCGCGCUGUUCUAGAGGACCAAGUGGCAGAGAAGCUCGAGACCUCCAUGUUCCCUUACGUGAGGGAUGCGCCAUCCCAAGUCAAUCUCCAAACGAGUUUGCGCUCUCCACCACCACAAACCACUUCUUUGCGCAGUCAGAAACCUGCCUGGCAUCGCGCCCCCAAACAAAGCGCGAUUUCGAACAACAAGCAGAGGAUCAUUGUUUUCGUUGCCGGCGGUGUGACCUACUCGGAGAUGAGGGAAGCGUAUCAGCUUUCAAGCAGCUUGAAUAAGGAUAUCAUCAUUGGUUCUACUCAUACCAUCACACCGAACGGCAUGGUGGAUGAUCUGAAAGUGCUCGACCUCCAGGGUGCAGGUUCGCGCGCCCUUCCCAACGGUCUUAGAGAUCGCAGAGAUGGACCUCGCCCAUUCCAAGACUUCUAUGACGAGAAAUACUUCACCAAAGACCCGCCGCCACCAGUGCGGCCUGCUCCUGCUCCUGCUCCGGCACGGCAACAGGUUCCCACCAAGAUUAUCCAGCCUUCGCCAACCAAUUCAUACCAAGGGUCGGUGAACUCUGUGAACGCCCCGCCUGAGAAGAAGAAGAAGCGCAAUUUCUUUGGCUUCUGA